UUUUAUAAUUUAUAAUUACCAAAAAAGGGGGAAAAAAAGAAAAAGGAGCUUCGGAAGGGACAAAAAGGCGAAGGGAGAAAAGAAGGCACAUUUUGUUUUUUGGGUUUUCUUUUUUCUGGAGGGGGAAGACGACGAGCGAUAUGUCGUCCGCGGCGGUCGCUGCUUCUUCCAGGAGGCAGUCGUGUUAUUUAUGCGACUUGCCCCGCAUGCCGUGGGCCAUGAUGUGGGAAUUUAACCCGGAGCGCGUCUGGCAGGGGAUGUGUCAGACCUACUGAAGGAGCCAGGACCGCAUUGAGUUGUCAUCGAAACGGCCCGGCAGCUCAAGAGGAGCGCACGGGUUUCAGGAGAGGCAGGUCUCCCCCGGCCCCGGUGGUCGCAGCUCCCCGGGGAAGGAGAUCCAGGCGAUCAAACCCACCGCUGCGAGCGGGAGACCGGGGCUCCGGCCCGCCCGCAGCCGCUGGAUUCCGUCCCGGCCGCCGCAGCCGCUGGACCGCUACCCGCUCUCCUCCGACCGCCCGCCCAGGCUGGGUCCAGAGUAUCAGUCUGGCAGGCAGGUGAACGGCAUCCCCGUCCCCAAUGGAUUUCCUAAGCCUGACGAGCCGCCGGAGCUGAACCGCCAGAGCCCCAACCCGCGCAGGAAUAGCACGGUCCCCCCGAAUCUAGUGCCUUUGGUUAACGGGAACAUGGCCCAGGUGCACGCCGUCAACGGCAGACCGGGACAGAUGGGGCUUCCCUCCGCACUGGCCGGCGGUAGCCCCGCCGACCUGGGCAAGAGACCCGCCUCGGUCUCCAGCACCGAGCACGACAGAGAGGUGAAGGAGAAGCACAGACCGGACAGUCUCACGCCGGAGAUCUCCGAGAGCCACAAAAACAGGGCAGACGCGGAGUGGAUGAACAAGUCCAAAGCCGGGAGGGACAUGCUGGUUCUGCAAACUUUCGACAGGUUCAAGAAGGACCAUGGGGCCAUGCCACCAAGGGGUAUGAACUACGAUACCAUCGCCACGGCUUCCAAGUCAGACAGAGGAAAACACCCCCGGAACAUGAAGAGAAAAGCAUCACCUGAACCAGAGGGAGAGGGGACAGCUGCCAAGCUCAAUGGAGAAGGACAGCAGUGGUUACCACCACCCAAUGACGGACUGAAAAUGCCUCCAGCUCCCCCGCCAAGUUUCGCCUCUCCACCCUCCCGCACCACUCCACCUGAGGCUACCCAGAACGGCCAGUCCCCCAUGGCUGCACUCAUCAUGGCGGCAGACAAUGCAGGUGGGAACAGCUCUCCUAAGGACACCAACCAAGUCCACUCCACCACCCGCAGGAACAGCAGCAGCCCCCUGUCCCCGUCCUCCAUGAAUCAGAGGAGGGUGGGGCCGAGAGAUGUGUCUGGCGCAGGUACCCCCCACGUGCCAGGCAUUGACCAAGUGCACCCCCAAAGCAUUCCGGACUCCUCUGUACCCGGCAGCAUACCCCUGUGCUGCACGCUGUGCCACGAGCGUUUGGAGGACACACACUUUGUUCAGUGCCCGUCUGUGCCCUCUCACAAGUUCUGCUUCCCGUGCUCGAGGGACAGCAUAAAGCAGCAAGGUGCCACGGGUGAAGUGUACUGUCCCAGUGGAGAGAAAUGUCCCCUGGUUGGCUCGAACGUACCAUGGGCUUUCAUGCAAGGAGAAAUCGCCACCAUCCUUGCAGGAGAUGUCAAAGUAAAAAAGGAGAGGGACCCUUGAUUUUGUUUUGAACACUUCUUUGGGGAAGGGGAAGCAAAAAUAUGAGUAUAAAUAUAUAAAUAUCACAUACAUACCAUUCAAACAAACUAACGGACUUGUACAUAUUGGACCCAAGGGAAGAGUAUACUUCGUAAACAUGGUUGUAUAAUUUUUGAUUUUUGAAUACAUUGUGUUUCUAUAUUUUUGAAGAUAAAGGUAUGUACUCAUUAUAAUGGACUACGUUCCUCUUUGUUGAUGUUUAACAAAAUUCUUGAUGUACUUCUAGGUCUGGUGGCAGUUCCUGUUUAACGUAGAAUGUGACUAAUGCUACUCUACGAGCACUUGGCAAAACUGAAAUGCUUUUAGCUGUACUUGUAUGCACUUGUUUAAAAAUUGCCAAAUACAAUUUCUGAUCUUGUAUGAA
Messenger RNA from Morone saxatilis (striped sea-bass), 2121 nucleotides. It is a transcript of the gene irf2bp2a, whose product is annotated as interferon regulatory factor 2 binding protein 2a. Gene Ontology annotation, cellular component: nucleus. Gene Ontology annotation, molecular function: transcription corepressor activity. Gene Ontology annotation, biological process: regulation of transcription by RNA polymerase II. Lineage: Eukaryota; Metazoa; Chordata; Actinopteri; Moronidae. The record is from RefSeq and is a predicted model, not a curated record.